This is a messenger RNA of Rattus rattus (black rat), 4068 nucleotides long. It is a transcript of the gene Sap130, whose product is annotated as Sin3A associated protein 130. Gene Ontology annotation, cellular component: Sin3-type complex. The record is from RefSeq and is a predicted model, not a curated record. Gene Ontology annotation, biological process: negative regulation of transcription by RNA polymerase II. Bases 168 to 3344 code for a protein of 1058 amino acids. The transcript has 21 exons. NCBI's taxonomy places the organism in Eukaryota, Metazoa, Chordata, Mammalia, Rodentia, Muridae.
CUCGUUACGGCGGCGGAAGCAGCCCCGCUGGAGUGAGGGGUGGGGGACAGAGUGCUAUCGUCCCGGCUGCGGCUGCGGCUGCCGGUCCGGAGCCGGGGGACAUUAGCCCCAAAGGCGGAGAGCACACAAGAGCAAGCUAUAGACGGCGUGGCCGCGCCCAGGCGGAAAUGAGUUCUCAGCAGUUUCCUCGAUUAGGAACCCCUUCUCCUGGGCUUAGCCAGGCACCCUCACAGAUUGCAAGCAGUGGUUCCACAGGAUUGAUAAACCAAGUUGCCACCGUUAACGAGGAGGCUGGCCGAGAUGCUGAUGUUGGUACCAGGGAGCACGUGGGCCCUAGCAGCUCCCUGCCGCCCCGGGAAGAGAAGCAGGAGCCAGUUGUGGUAAGGCCCUAUCCACAGGUACAGAUGCUGCCCGCACACCAUGCUGUCGCCUCAGCCACUCCUGUCGCAGUGACAGCCCCGCCAGCACACCUGACACCAGCAGUCCCACUCUCUUUUUCGGAAGGACUUAUGAAGCCAUCCCCGAAGCCCACCAUGCCGAGCCGUCCCAUUGCUCCUGCUCCCCCUUCUACCAUGUCACUUCCCCCGAAAGUUCCAGGACAGGUUACUGUUACCAUGGAGAGCAGCAUCCCUCAGGCUUCAGCCAUUCCUGUGGCAACGAUCAGUGGACAACAGGGGCAUCCCAGUAACCUGCAUCACAUUAUGACCACAAACGUUCAGAUGUCCAUUAUCCGCAGCAGUGCUCCCGGACCCCCUCUUCACAUCGGCGCUUCCCACUUACCCCGAGGCGCAGCAGCUGCUGCUGUGAUGUCCAGCUCUAAAGUAACCACGGUCCUGAGGCCAACUUCCCAGCUGCCAAAUGCUGCCACGGCCCAGCCAGCGGUGCAGCACCUCAUUCACCAGCCAAUCCAGUCUCGUCCACCCGUGAGCACCUCCAGUACGAUCCCUCCUGCUGUAGUAGCGACAGUGUCAGCCACCAGAGCGCAGUCUCCCGUCAUCACCACCACGGCAGCACACGCUGCUGACUCGGCGCUCAGUCGGCCCACGUUAUCUAUCCAGCACCCACCAUCUGCAGCCAUUAGUAUCCAGCGUCCUGCACAGUCUCGGGAUGUGACAACGAGAAUCACACUGCCUUCUCAUCCUGCACUAGGAACGCCAAAACAGCAGCUCCAUACAAUGGCUCAGAAAACCAUCUUUAGCACUGGCACACCAGUGGCUGCAGCUACAGUAGCACCUAUUCUGGCAACCAACACGCUUCCUUCAGCAACCACAGCUGGAUCUGUGUCGCACACACAGGCUCCCACAAGUACAAUUGUUACCAUGACAAUGCCCUCCUCCCAUUCAUCCCACGCUACUGCUGUGACCACUUCAAAUAUCCCGGUUGCUAAGGUGGUGCCCCAGCAGAUCACACAUACUUCCCCUCGGAUCCAGCCUGAUUACCCUUCCGAGAGGAGCGGCCUGAUCCCCAUUUCCGGCCAUCGGGCCUCUCCAAAUCCUGUGGCCAUGGAAACCCGAAAUGACAACAGACCUUCGGUUCCUGUUCAGUUCCAGUACUUCCUGCCAACCUACCCGCCCUCUGCCUACCCGCUGGCUGCUCACACCUACACCCCUAUCACCAGCUCUGUGUCCACUAUCCGGCAGUACCCAGUUUCAGCUCAGGCCCCAAACUCCACCAUCACAGCUCAGACUGGCGUUGGCGUAGCAUCUACAGUCCACCUGAACCCCAUGCAGCUGAUGACUGUGGACGCUUCCCAUGCCCGACAUAUCCAGGGGAUCCAGCCAGCGCCCAUCAGCACACAGGGAAUCCAGCCAGCACCCAUUGGGACUUCAGGGAUCCAGCCAGCACCAAUCGGCACCCAAGGAAUCCACUCAGCAGCCCCAAUCAACACUCAGGGGCUUCAGCCAGCAGCGAUGGGUAAUCAGCAACCACAGCCUGAAGGCAAAACCUCAGCAGUGGUGCUGGCAGAUGGAGCUACAAUUGUAGCCAACCCCAUUAGCAAUCCGUUCAGCGCUGCUCCAGCAGCAACCACAGUGGUCCAGACUCACAGUCAGAGUGCUAGCACCAACACGCCAGCCCAGGGCUCCUCUCCCCGGCCAAGCAUCCUGCGGAAGAAGCCUGCCACGGACGGAAUGGCAGUUCGGAAAACUCUCCUCCCUCCUCAGCCUCCUGACGUGGCUAGUCCUCGAGUAGAAAGCUCCAUGCGGAGUGCUUCCGGGUCACCUAGACCUGCAGGCACCAAACCUAAAUCCGAAGUGCACGUGUCCAUAGCCACUCCAGUCACAGUGUCCUUGGAGACCAUAUCCAAUCAAAAUGCCGAACAGCCUACCGUCGCCGUCCCUCCAACUGCCCAGCAGCCUCCACCGACCAUUCCCAGCAUGAUCGCAGCAGCCAGUCCUCCAUCCCAGCCAGCCAUUGCUCUUUCUACCAUUCCCGGAGCUGUGCCCAUCACUCCACCCGUCACGACCAUUGCUGCUGCACCAACACCGUCAGCCCCUGUGGGCGGCACUCCUUCCACGGUCCUGGGGCCUCCCGUUCCUGAGAUCAAAGUGAAAGAAGAAGUGGAGCCAGUGGACAUCACCAGGCCAGUGUCCACAGUCCCUCCUCUGGCUACCAACACCGUGUCUCCAUCUCUGGCUUUGCUGGCAAGCAACCUGUCCAUGCCUCCAAGUGACCUCCCACCUGGUGCCUCCCCAAGGAAAAAGCCUCGAAAGCAGCAGCACGUGAUCUCGACCGAGGAGGGGGAUAUGAUGGAGACAAACAGCACCGACGAUGAGAAGUCCACUGCCAAAAGUCUCUUGGUGAAGGCUGAGAAACGCAAGUCUCCUCCCAAAGAGUACAUUGAUGAGGAAGGUGUGAGGUACGUCCCAGUGCGGCCAAGACCUCCCAUUACUUUGCUCCGUCACUAUCGGAACCCCUGGAAAGCUGCUUAUCACCACUUUCAGAGGUACAGUGACGUCCGGGUCAAAGAGGAGAAGAAAGCUAUGCUACAGGAAAUAGCUAAUCAGAAAGGAGUGUCCUGCCGUGCCCAAGGCUGGAAAGUCCACCUCUGUGCUGCCCAGUUACUACAGCUGACAAAUCUAGAGCACGACGUUUAUGAAAGACUCACCAACCUCCAGGAGGGGAUCAUCCCAAAGAAAAAGGCAGCAACCGACGACGACCUGCAUCGGAUAAACGAGCUGAUACAGGGAAACAUGCAGAGGUGUAAACUGGUGAUGGACCAAAUCAGUGAAGCCAGAGACUCUAUGCUUAAGGUCUUGGAUCACAAAGACCGGGUCCUGAAGCUCCUCAACAAGAACGGCACUGUAAAGAAAGUGUCAAAGUUGAAGCGAAAGGAGAAGGUGUAGGCCUGGAAGAAUCAGGACUUGGAAACAGAAUUUAUGACUGAUGCUGCGGGGGAGGGGGGAGGGCUUUGCUACUUUGACAAUGGAGCGUUGAAAUGCAGGACACUUCCCUUCAUUCACUUGAGGAAGCAGAUCUGGUGACACAGAAGGAUCGGGACGGGACUGCCGUGCUGAGUCCUCUUCCUCCCAGGCACAUCCUAAUACACCUCAGUUUUCAGGGACUCAGACACUCGGUGACACAGAUGGCCAGCGGAGUUUUCAGCCUCUCAGUCCAUAGACUAUUUAUCUGGUGGAUUCCUGCGGGGCCUGAGCUGAGCCUGGACUGAAAGUAUCCACUUGGACAAUCUGCUCUCUAGACUAAACAUAAAACCUCUUCUCACCCCGUCAGUUCUCCUGUUUGACCGUCCGAUGCCCAAAUCGGCCUUCUACAGUGGUGCCGCAGCACCCAGAGCCACCACGUCUCACGCAAAAGGAUUCCAGCGAUCAGUUCUUGUCGUUUAUUUUCAAAAGAACCAUCUCCAAGUGAUGCUGUUACACUGUCUGUCCUGCCUGUGUCAGAGCUGGAUUCGUGUGAAGGUUGCGAGCAGACAACACUAACCUGCUCUGGAAUCCUGUUCUAGAGAACAUUCUCAGUUAUCUGUACUUCCUCACUGUGUGAUGCUGUCAAUCAUAUGUACCACGCAUCUCCAAAUGUUAAUAAAGGACUAGAAGAGGUUUUUGUAGAUGA